Messenger RNA from Chrysochloris asiatica (Cape golden mole), 2959 nucleotides. It is a transcript of the gene OSBPL7, whose product is annotated as oxysterol binding protein-like 7. Lineage: Eukaryota; Metazoa; Chordata; Mammalia; Afrosoricida; Chrysochloridae. The coding region runs from base 254 to 2776 and encodes 840 amino acids. The transcript has 23 exons. The record is from RefSeq and is a predicted model, not a curated record. Gene Ontology annotation, molecular function: cholesterol binding. Gene Ontology annotation, cellular component: perinuclear endoplasmic reticulum; plasma membrane; intracellular membrane-bounded organelle.
GGGGAGAUCCGGCUGGAGGGGAGGCUCCAACGUCUCCUUCCUUCCUGGUUCCUGCAGCAGCUGCUGCCACUGCUGAGCUCUGAAAGGAGGGAGCCGGCAAGUCGGAGACGGUGACUCAGAGGUGGAGCAGUGCACGGGCCAAGGAGCACUGGCGUCCAUGGACCCUGGGGGCCCCCUCCGGACAAGGUGACUUCCUUCCUCCCUCUUCUGCCCUGCUCUGAGUCUUCAGCAGGGAGCGGCCUCUCCCUUCUCCAUGGACUUCCAAGAGAGGGACCCUCCCUCCCUGGCCGAGAGCACUCAGUCCUCAAAACCCAGCAGCACUCAGCAGGCCCCUUCGGAGCUGUGGGAGGUGGUGGAAGAGCCUCGGGGCAGGCUGGAGGGUAUCAUGCCUGAGAGGCAGGAAGGCCACCUGCUCAAGAAGAGGAAGUGGCCCCUGAAGGGCUGGCACAAGAGGUACUUUGUGCUCGAGGACGGGAUUCUGCACUACGCAACUACUAGGCAAGAUAUCACUAAGGGGAAGCUCCACGGCUCCAUUGAUGUCCGACUGUCUGUCAUGUCGAUCAACAAAAAGGCUCAACGCAUUGAUCUUGACACCGAAGAUAACAUCUACCACCUCAAGAUCAAAUCCCAAGAUAUGUUCCAGAGCUGGGUGGCCCAGCUUCGUGCCCAUCGCCUGGCCCAGUGCCUGGACAUGCCCCACGGCCCACUGCCUGGCAACACUCACCGGAAGGCUACUGGUGGUCAGCUUCCCACAGUGGGGAGCACUUCGGCCCUACCUGGAGUUGGACCUCGGGAGAAGGUGUCUUCCUGGCUGAGAGACAGUGAUGGGCUAGACCGCUGCUCUUAUGAACUCUCCAAAUGUCAAGGGAAGCUUCAGGAACUACACCGACUGCUUCAGAGCCUGGAGUCCCUACACCGGAUCCCAUCGGCCCCUGUGAUCCCCACACACCAGGCCUCUGUGACGACCGAGAGACCCAAGAAAGGAAAACGGACCAGCCGCAUGUGGUGCACACAGAGCUUCGCCAAAGACGACACCAUUGGGCGGGUUGGUCGUCUCCAUGGCUCUGUUCCCAACCUAUGUCGCUACCUGGAGUCCCGGGACCCCUCAGGCCCUCGAGGACUGCCACCCCAAGACUAUGGCCAUCUGCAGCGCAGUUUCUGGGCCUUGGCCCAGAAGGUGCACAGCUCCCUCAGCAGCGUGCUGGCCGCACUCACCGCGGAAUGGGACCGACUCAGGGACCUGCCCCCGGGCUCAGAGCUCUCAAGGAUGGGGGUCUCUGAGGCUCCAGCUGGCCAGAGGCGCAUGCAUUCACUAUCCAUCUCCUCAGACACCACUGCGGACUCCUUCAGUUCCCUCAACCCUGAAGAGCAAGAAGCUCUGUACAUGAAGGGGCGGGAGCUGACCCCCCAGCUGUCCCAGAGCAGCGUCCUGUCCCUCGCCGAUUCUCACACGGAGUUUUUCGAUGCCUGUGAGGUGUUGCUCUCCGCCAGCUCUUCUGAGAAUGAGGGCUCAGAGGAGGAAUCGUGUACCAGUGAAAUCACCACCAGCUUGUCCGAGGAGGUGCUGGAUUUCAGGGGAACCGAGCGCUGUCAGAAAGGGGGGUGUGUUCCAGGGAGAGUUGCUGGGCCGCCCCGCCGCCGCUGUCUACCAGCAGCCAGUGGGCCUGGAGCUGACGUGAGCUUGUGGAACAUCCUGCGUAACAACAUUGGCAAAGACCUGUCGAAGGUCUCGAUGCCCGUGCAGCUCAACGAGCCACUGAACACUCUGCAGCGGCUCUGUGAGGAGCUUGAAUACAGCAGCCUCCUGGACCAAGCCAGCCGCACGGCGGACCCCUGCGAGCGCAUGGUGUUUGUUGCGGCCUUUGCUGUCUCUGCCUAUUCCUCCACGUACCACCGAGCGGGUUGUAAGCCCUUCAACCCUGUUCUGGGGGAGACCUAUGAGUGUGAACGGCCUGAUCGAGGCUUCCGCUUCAUCAGUGAGCAGGUAUCCCACCACCCCCCUGUCUCAGCGUGCCACGCAGAGUCUGAGAACUUCAUCUUCUGGCAAGACAUGAAGUGGAAGAACAAGUUCUGGGGCAAAUCCCUGGAGAUCGUGCCAGUGGGGACAGUCCACGUCAGCCUGCCCAGGUUUGGGGACCACUUUGAGUGGAACAAGGUGACAUCCUGCAUCCACAAUAUCCUGAGUGGCCAGCGCUGGAUUGAGCACUACGGGGAGGUACUGAUCCGGAACACCCAGGAUAGCUCCUGUCACUGCAAGAUCACCUUCUGCAAGGCCAAAUACUGGAGCUCCAAUAUCCAUGAGGUGCAGGGAGCUGUGUUCAGCCGGAGUGGCCGUGUCCUCCAUCGGCUCUUUGGAAAGUGGCAUGAAGGACUGUUCCGGGGACCCCCACCAGGCGGUCAGUGCAUCUGGAAACCCAACUCUAUGCCCCCAGACCAUGAGCGCAACUUCGGCUUCACUCAGUUUGCCUUGGAGCUGAAUGAGCUGACAACAGAACUGAAGCGGUCGUUGCCCUCCACCGACACACGGCUCCGGCCAGACCAGAGGUACCUGGAGGAGGGGAACAUACAGGCAGCAGAGGCACAGAAGAGAAGGAUCGAGCAGCUACAGCGGGACAGACGCAAAGUGAUGGAGGAGAAUAACAUCAUCCACCAGGCUCGCUUCUUCAGGCGGCAGAUGGACAGCAGCGGGAAGGAAUGGUGGGUCACCAACAACUCAUACUGGAGACUUCGGGCUGAGCCAGGCUACGGGAACCUGGAUGGGGCUGUGCUCUGGUAGCCCUGGCCAUGGGGGCAGGGGGCUCAGCUCCACACUCCUCCUGCCUCCAACUCCCAUGUUGGACACUUGGGUGAGAUCAGGCUCCCCUGCUCCACUGUCCUGGAGACCAAAGGGCAGAGGCUCAUCUGACAGACCCUGACUCUGACCCUUUCUCCCCUCUGCUGGCUGGAGGGGCCACAUCUC